AUGCAUAGUAUACGUCUAGUGAUGAGUACCUUCAUCAUAACAAUCCUUGUGCUUAUGUACGUAUCGCGGGUUGCAGAGGCGAUCCCAGUGUACGACAAUGAAAUCGAAGAGCUACUCGAUGGACACAGUGUUCCCGAAGCUAAGCAGCGGAUUCUGCAACUCGAUGUGAAGGACGUGGUUAAGGAACACUACAUCCGGGAGUUGGCAUAA
This is a messenger RNA of Mesocestoides corti, 210 nucleotides long. The record is from the annotation of a GenBank genome assembly. NCBI's taxonomy places the organism in Eukaryota, Metazoa, Platyhelminthes, Cestoda, Cyclophyllidea, Mesocestoididae.